Miscanthus lutarioriparius is the source of this 348-nucleotide messenger RNA. The record is from the annotation of a GenBank genome assembly. NCBI's taxonomy places the organism in Eukaryota, Viridiplantae, Streptophyta, Magnoliopsida, Poales, Poaceae.
AUGGACGCUGAAGACUCAAAAGAUGUGCUGAAGAAUGUGGACUGGAAGACUGUGGGUGGUGCAGUGACGACUGAAUCUAGCAAACCAAUUGUUAAGAAGCGUCUCCCAAAGAAAAUCAGACAAGUCCCUGAUUGCUAUUUUCUCCCUCGGCGGUCUUGGCCUUCUGCACUGGCAAUCUAUGGUGCUUUAUGUGCUGCUGGCGUUGGUGCAGGGAUGCUUCUUGAGGUUUGGAUAAACAAAAAGAUCAAAGUAUAUGAAACUGCUGUUCUGGUGGCCAGCAUCGCCUGGGCACUGUGGCAUGCUGUGGUUGAAUUUGGUGAACAAUGUCAUUUUCUGUUGCGUCAAUGA